GAUUCCCGGUGUCGAUGACGGGCGCCGAUCGGUUGAUCGCCGAAGCGCCCUUGUGACACUUGCUGAACUGGUUUCAUUUGUUUUUUGCCUUCUCGCGGGGAACUGAUAGUUAUUGCCGCGCCGAUCUGUGGGGGUGAAGGGGGUAAAAGAUCGGUAAGUGCGCUUUGGAGCGAUACUUUCGGGGGAAGCUGUACAUUGUCAAGUGCAGAGGAGGAACGAUCGUUGCCUCGCGGAGUACUUGCGAGAGUGUGUUUCGUUGCAAAGCCCUGAGGCACGAAAAAUCGACUGUGUGCUCCUGGAGUGUGUCUUCGUUUGUGCUGGGAAGGAAAGGGAGAUAAUAGAACAGUAUAUCUGUAAUAACACAACGACUAAUGACCAACGUCAACAGGAUCAGGGUGGUCGUCCUCGGCGGCCCCCGAGUCGGCAAAUCAGCGGUGGUGGUGCGAUACUUGACGCGGCGCUACAUCGGCGAGUACAGCUCGACGAGCGAUUUCCUCUACCGGCACAGCGUAACCAUCGACAACGUUACCACCGAGGUCGAGAUACUGGACACUUCCAGGUGCGAGGAAAACGGCUGUUUGUACUCGCACAUAAGAUGGGGCGAGGCCUUCGUCAUAGUCUAUAGUGUGACGUGCAAGCGCAGCUUCCAGGAGGCUCGGGGUCUGCUCAAGCAGCUCACCGAUCUCAGGCUGCCGUCCUAUUUCACCGCACUGCUGCUCGGCAACAAGCGCGAUCUCGAUCACGCUCGCGAGGUGUGCGUGGACGAGGGCCAGCAGCUGUCCCUGGCGCACGGCUGUCAGUUCUACGAGGUGAGCGCAGCCGAGAGCCCAGCCGGAGCAGCCCUGGCUUUCCAAGCUCUGUUGCGGGAGGCCAGAUCGGUCCAACUGUUGCGCGCCCUGCCUAUUCGCCGCAAACUCGGCGUCCACUCGGUCUCGCGCGUUCUUGGCACCAUAUUCGGCAAGAACAACGGCAAUGGCAACAACAACAACAACAACGGCACCACUAACAACAAUAACAACGGGACCGGCAAGGAUCGGAAGAAGAGGCCCUCGCUCAGCAUAUGACGGCUCCUCUGCGCCCUCAUCCUCGGCGCCAAUUCGGCCGACGAGCCGGGCUGCAGGCAGGACGUCGUCGUACUCAGCAGCCGAGUUUACGCGAAUCGCUGACGAUGGGUCGGACGAUAGAAGCACGUGACUGAGAUUUUUGUUUGUUUUUGUUUAACUUUUUUUUUUUUUUUUUUGGGGCAAUCAUCAUGAUCAUCAAUCAUUGAACUUGCUGGCUUGUUUAAAACACGCCGAGCUCCAAGACGAGGAUAAAAGACUCGGGGCCCUCCGUGUUACUUGGGAGAGGCGCGAUGCUUCUUUAUCUCCUUCUCGUGAUGAGUUCUUGCUGAGCUUCGGGGGAGUCCUGUAAGGGGGCGCUGUUUCGUCCACGAUUUUGUACAGCAACCCUAACUUGGGGAUUUUUGUAACUUGUCGAUUUUUCACUGGACAGAGAAAAUCAUUUACCGAUUUACCAACUGGGCGGUGCUUAGCGAUCCGUCGUUUUGAUAAACUGAUUUCGAGAUGAUUGAAGUUGCCGUUGUGGGUUACUUGAAGUUGAUACUGCAAUAAGAGCAACUGCAAUCACUAGGGAAACCGUAAUGUUUUUCGUUAAAAAAAUAUGGUACGAUAUUUAAGAUUAAUGUUAUGCUUUCCGAAUGAUGGUAAACUCGGUGGAACAAGGGUCUUCGGUGUUUGGCACCCAAUUUCGGGAUCGUGGUGUAAUACAGGUAUAAUGUCGUUUGGGAGGAACAACGUAAAAACUUGGCUUUGUGUUGAAGAUUCUAAUAGUUUGGCUGUCUAAAGUAUAAGGUGUCAACUCGGUUUUUGUGAUGAAGAUUAAAAAAUUUAAUUUUUUUAGGAUGAAAAAUGCACACAUAAUUUUUGAAAUUAAACUGCAGUCU
Messenger RNA from Copidosoma floridanum, 1945 nucleotides. Its product is annotated as ras-related and estrogen-regulated growth inhibitor. NCBI's taxonomy places the organism in Eukaryota, Metazoa, Arthropoda, Insecta, Hymenoptera, Encyrtidae. Gene Ontology annotation, molecular function: GTP binding; GTPase activity. The record is from RefSeq and is a predicted model, not a curated record.